GCCGCUGCCGGCGGGAGGGGCAGGGAUGUGAGCGGCCGGGCCGGCUUGGCUCCCCCUCCCUUUUUUAUUUUUUUAUUUUUUUUCCUCAGGAAAAAAAAAAAAAAAAAAAAAAAAAAAGCCAACCACCCAAACCAACCGACCAACCCCAAAAAACCCUGAGGGCGUGGGGGGUGGGGGGAUCCCGUGUCGCCGCCGCCACCCUCCGCUGGAUCUAUUGUCAGGGAAGGAGGAAAUUGCCAUCCGCCGGCAGCGGCGGCACAUCUGGGCGGGCACAUCUGGGCAUGCAACAUCGGCUGCCGGCGCCCGCCUGCUCCGUCCUCCUGCCGGCCGCGCGGAACGCUGCGGGGCGCGGAGAGGCUGCCGCUCGCCCGCCGCCGGGUCCAUAAUUCGGGACCGAACGUAGAACCGGGGGGUGGGGGGGGGGCUGGGGAUAAAGGCUGCUUUUUUCUUCUUCCCCUGGGAUCUAUUCCAUGGGGAUGUGUUCAAGACAAGAGAGGAUUCAGAAGGAUAUUGACGUUGUGAUCCAAAAGUGCAAGGCGGAGAAGGACUGCCUGUUUGCAGAUUUCAGGUACUCAGACUCCACCUUUACCUUCACCUACAUUGGAGGCUCCAAAAGUGUAUCCUAUUCAGUGCAUGUCUCUGAGGACUACCCAGAUAACACUUACGUUUCCAGUUCUGAUAAUGAUGAAGAUGUAUUAGUUACAACAGAGCCAAUUCCAGUAAUUUUCCACCAGAUUGCUACAGAAUUAAGAAAAACCAGUGAUGUCAACUAUUGCUUAUCCAUUAAAGCAAAAUUACAGAGGGAGAAUGGAGAGGAGUCACAGCACAACAGCACACUUGAAGAAGACUCUGAAGGAGAUAACGAUUCUGAGGAAUUUUAUUAUGGAGGCCAGGUUAGCUAUGACGGAGAACUUCAUAAACACCCACAGCUGGAAGCUGAUUUGACAGCAGUGAGAGAGAUCUAUGGACCUAAUGCAGUAUCUCUCAGGGAAUAUGGAGCCAUUGAUGAUGUAGAUAUUGAUCUGCAUAUUGAUGUUAGCUUUCUUGAUGAAGAGAUUGCUGUUGCUUGGGAUGUAAUUCGCACAGAGCCCAUAGUGGUGCGAUUGCACUGUUCACUUACACAGUACUUAAGUGGUCCAGUGCCAACUGUGGAUGUAUUUCAGAUCUCUACUAAGGAAAGAUUUGGUCUGGGACAUCAGCUGAAAAAAAUCAUGCAGACAUUUGUAACACAGCAGUGGAAGAAUAGCAAAGAGAAAUCUAAUUGUACGCACAAUAAGAAGUUAUCCGACAAAAAGGUGAAAUCCCCUCUGCACAUCUUUUCUACAUUGCGCAGGUCGCCAAGUUAUCCUCCACCUGGCUGUGGUAAAAAUAAAUCAAAACUGAAGUCAGAACAAGAUGGCAUCUCCAAAACCCACAAGCUGUUGAGAAGGACUUGCUCCAGCACAGUUAAGGCAGAGGAUGUGUGUGCCACAAAAUCUCACAGAACCUUUGGCCGUUCAUUGUCUAGUGACCCCAGGGCCGAACAGACAAUGGCUAUUAAAUCGCACAAACUCUUGAACCGUUCUUGCUCUGCAGCUGUCAAGCAGGAUGAGUGCAUCACUUUAAAGCCCCAUAAGUUAUUAAGUAGGUCAUGUUCUGGGGAUCCUCGAUGUGAGCACAACAGCACCUUGAAGCCCCACAGACUUUUAAGCAGGUCUUACUCCAGUAAUCUUAGAAUGGAAGAACUGGAUGGAUUGAAGAAUCACAAAUUACUCAGCAAGACCUACUCCAAUGCCCCUAAAUCAUCCAAAAUGGAGCCUUUCAAGGAGUCCAACAUAGCAGAGGGCAGGCGGCUCUCUCUUACCUCAGGGCUUAUUGGUAUCUUAACACCAUCUUCAUCAUCACCUUCACAAGCUGCUCAAAACUAUGGUGCAAAAUGCGUUCCGGUACGAGACCGUGGAUUUCUUGUGCAGACUAUUGAAUUUGCUGAGCAGCGGAUACCAGUAUUGAAUGAAUACUGUGUAGUUUGCGAUGAACCCCAUGUGUUCCAGAAUGGCCCUAUGCUGAGGCCCACCGUUUGUGAACGGGAGCUCUGUGUAUUUGCUUUCCAAACAUUAGGAGUAAUGAAUGAAGCUGCUGAUGAAAUUGCAACUGGAGCUCAGGUAGUUGAUCUGUUAGUAUCCAUGUGUCGGUCUGCAUUAGAGUCACCUAGGAAAGUUGUUAUUUUUGAGCCAUAUCCUUCUGUAGUUGAUCCUAAUGAUCCUCAGAUGCUGGCCUUUAACCCCAGGAAGAAGAAUUAUGACCGAGUCAUGAAAGCGUUGGAUAGUAUAACUUCUAUUAGAGAGAUGACACAGGCACCUUACUUGGAAAUAAAGAAGCAGAUGGAUAAACAAGACCCACUUGCACAUCCUCUUCUGCAAUGGGUUAUUUCUAGUAACAGAUCGCAUAUUGUGAAGCUACCAGUGAAUAGGCAACUAAAGUUUAUGCACACUCCCCACCAGUUCCUUCUUCUCAGCAGUCCACCAGCCAAAGAAUCCAAUUUCCGAGCUGCUAAAAACCUUUAUGGAAGUACCUUUGCAUUUCAUGGUUCACACAUUGAAAAUUGGCAUUCCAUCCUGAGAAACGGCUUAGUUGUUGCUUCCAAUACGAGGUUGCAGCUCCAUGGUGCAAUGUUUGGAAGUGGAAUCUACCUUAGUCCAUUGUCAAGCAUAUCAUUUGGUUACUCAGGGAUGAACAAGAAGCAGCAGAAGGUGUCAGCUAAAGAUGAGCCAGCUUCAAGCAGUAAGGGCAGCAAUGCAUCACAGUCACAGAAGAAAGGACAACAGUCACAAUUUUUGCAAAGCCGUAACUUAAAAUGCAUAGCCUUAUGUGAAGUGAUAACCUCAUCCGAUCUGCACAAACAUGGAGAGAUUUGGGUAGUUCCCAACACAGAUCACGUGUGUACAAGGUUUUUCUUUGUAUUUCAGCCCUGCAAGAAGAGUCACGCAAACCAAUGGAGAAGCACACAGACUCCAGAUUCGCCAGUGUUGGAGUUACGAAGAUGGUCAAGUGGGUGAUACAAGUAUAAAUACACAGGAACCGAGCAUUCAUAAAGAGAUUCUUCGAGUCAUUGGCAAUCAAACUGCUACUGGUUAAAAGGACCACUCUUAUUUAAUUGAUGUGGUUUGGAAGCCUUCCUCAGUCUCAAAGCUGGAUUUUGAACUGAAGAAGAUGCAAAAAAAACCCUAAUUUAUUAUUAUUAUUCUAAGCAAAUUAACCCUUUGAAUACUUACUGUUUUCUUACUUAGUAUUUCUUAUCAAAAUACCUGAGAUGGUAUGAAUUAACAACUGUAGGGGUGCAAAGUCUAUUAACAUACUACAACUAACAAUAAUUAAACAGGCAUUUGGGUUGCUCACAAUAAACAGACUUCAAAAAAAGGAGUUUUGUGCUGAUAUUUUUAUAUUAAAUUCUUCAAUUGGAGGUUUUAAUACUGUAUACUGGUAUUUUAAAUUUAGAAUGACUGAAUUAUGUGCAAGCGAGAAGAUUUUAUAGCGGAGAACUUGUAUUAUACAGGAUACUUUGCAAUAAGUAAAAUAUUCUCAUAUUCAAACACAAUAAAGGCUUGUCUGGAACAUUUCAAAUCAAAGGGAUUGGUUACCUGCAGCUAUCUUCAAUUUGUUUUAUUUUACACAGGUGCUGCUAGGGUUUACAGUCAAAGGUUAAAACAAUGCAGUUUUGGCAUAAUGAGUGAAACAAAGAAGACUAAUGACUCUGAUGAUGUACGUUUAGUUUUCUUUAUCCUUGCUGGAAACACUGUCAAAUCCACUCAGCAGCUCAGUUAAAAUUUUUAAUUAAACAAGCUUAGCAAACAUCUAGAAAUCCAGAAGCUGUUAACUUUCUUCUUACAAAUUUGUUUUUUGUAUACUAGAUUUUAUAGUUUCUUCAAGUAACAAGGUUCUUUAGCUUUUCCAUCUUGACAUCUGUGAGAUUGCUUUGUGGUUAAAUUUAGCCAAAAAGGUAAAAGUACCUGCUAAAUUAGAGCUUUAACAUGAUUGAGUUAAUUGUUGUUGCUACGUCAGAAAACAUAAACACAACAUUUACUGAUAUCAUCAAGUGAAAGUCUUUUUAUUAAUUUAUUCCUAAGGGAAAACAAACCAAUUCACAUCUUUGGUGUUUGAACUAGCAGCUACUAUUUCCAAGUAAGCAUAAUGGCAGCUUGGGUAGGGGCCUAGUCUCCAAAGCAUAAAGCAUAUCCUGUGCCCUGGGCACCUCUCAUAGUAGCUAUCCCGCAGCAUCACACCUUAAAUAUGGAAAGCAGUUCAACUUGCCUAUCUGUGCUCUGGGAAAGGGCACCUCAGAAAGUUGAAAUAGUCUGAAUCCUCUACUCUCUUAAGUUCUUUGUAAAUAGCAGUGCAACUGAGGACCAGCUGCUGUUUUUCUUUUAUAUAGAACUGCAUUAAGUAGAUUAUGUUCACAUUUACUAAUGACUCCUUUAUUCUUUAUUUACUCCUCCCUUACUCCUUGGUGGAAUUGAAAUGCCCUUCAUGUAAAAUGGUAUUGUUGGACAUACCUGGAGAUGUUGGGUUUUUUUUGUGUGUUCCAGACUUACUUGCUGUGGACCUCAGUUUUUCUGGGUUCAUAUCCAGACUUUUCAACUCAAUUCUGUUUUCAGAGCCCUAUUUUGUUCUUGAAUUUUUGCUCUUUGACAUUUACCCUCAUUUGUCAGAACUCUCAUUUGAGAACCAGUGCCUUGUUAUUUUUUAUGUUGGGACACUGGUUAACUUCUUGAAACAAAGAGAAUUCCUGAAAUAUUUCAGCCUAUAUAAGGACUGCAUUAGUUUGAGUAGCUGCACAAAAUCUGCAUAGUUCAGAAGUGGUACUGAAAACCUGGAGUGCCCAUCCUUCCAUAGUUUGUCCUGCUAUGUCCAAAUCACUCUCUUUUUGCAGAAAGAGACUAGAAAGUCCUAAAAGACGUCUUGCAUUGACUUGUUUGGCUUAUAGUUUCCCAGUAUGAGAGGCCUCCUCAAAAAACUAGGGAAGAAUGAAUUAUAACUAUGCAUGAACUGGAGAAGCCAAAUAAGCAGACAUCUUAGUUCUCUGAAGCUGCAGCAGAGUCACAAGUGAACCCCUUUAGAAGAAGCUGAGAGGUGUUGCUUUAGAAACUAGAGUGUGGCUACAGCAGUGUAUUAGCCUUGCUUUGCACAGUGAUGUCAUGUUGCAUGCCUUUUUUUUUUUUUUUUUUUUUUGGCAUUUUAAGUACAGUCCUUGAAAAGGGGAGAAAAAACAUACAUCUACCAAAUUUUAAGACUACUCAAAAUAUUGUUGUAUAUGGAGAGAGAAAGGGAAAGUGUGAAGGAAAGCAGAACUCAGAAGUGUAUGAGGAGACCUUGCUGUUGUUGUAGAGUGGCAACAGUACUUCAGGGAGCAUUGAGGGAAGUGGCUGCAGUCUGGGGACAACAAAAGAUGACCAUGAGUAAAACAUAAUAUGAUGAGUAUAGGCAUUACAAAUCACUAACAGAUACCAUUAUCAGUUCAAAUCCCCCCAUUUGUGUGGUGGGGAAAAGGGAUGGGGCUAAUAGAGCAGUUAUUACGCCUGGGGGAACUGGACCAUCUGGAAAGGUGGCAGGGCAGUGGGACACUCCAAGGAGUCAAGCCCAGUAUCGCAAGCAAAGCAAUGGAAUUAAAUAACAGUUCAGUUGCCACACAGUAACUCAGUCAAUUUUUUAAUUAGCCAGAAUGGGAAACCUCUUGGUGUUACUUGAUCUGCAGGUGAAGAUAAGUCUUCAGAUUGUUCUCCUAGAGAAGUGUUUGUUCUUACUGUUUUUUUUUAAAGAUUAAGGAGAAAAGAGGUGUUCUGCAUGGACUUGUUAGUCAAAGAUAGAUAGCUUUUCUGUAGCAAACUUCAAAAUUGAAACAAAUAAUAAUUGAAACAAAUAUAAACUUUUCACAAAUAGCUUUUAAUCGCAGAGAAAAGAGAGCCCCGGACUCUAUUACUCUUCUUGGUAGAAAUCUCCAUGAAGCUGUAUCUAUCUAGCUGUGACUGUGUCCAGCGUGGAGCAACUGAGGGAGUUCUUAGGAUGGAACUUUCUAACUUAUUUCUACAUCCCCCACCAAAUUACAAACCCACAUAUAUGAGGGUUUGAUGGAGAAAUUAUGUUAAUACCUUAAUGUUGCACCCUAAUUAGAAAUCAACAUAUUUGUACUUCUGUAAGUAUUUUAAACAUUGAGAAAGGAAUCAAAAAAGAUGCUUUUAAACCUUUCUUGAAAUUCAGUAUUUAGCAUUCAAGGGGUUAAGCAAUUUGGGUUAUUUUCUUAUAUGAUCAGCAUAACGAUUUUCCUCAGCAGUGCUAAACUGUUUUGAUCACCUAAGUAUUUGGCUCUGCAUUACUAAUCAUAUAAUAGCCAAUUUGUAUGAUAUUCUGCUUAAUGUUUUAGAGGAACUAGUUGAUCGCAACAGAAUUGUUUAUGCUUGUGUUUUCUCUAAAGCCCUUGAAAAACUGUUACUGAUGCUGUAUAAUUUUAAUAUUAUAGCUGUUGGUACUAAAACUGCAUCUAUUGAAUAAUGCUAAGAUUAUGCUUUUGUUAAUACAAACAGAAGACCACUUCCAAAUGAAGACUUUGGGCUUAGAUUAGUUAUACUAUGUUUAUAAAUCAUUUUCUACUUUGGAAAUAUUUAACAUACUUUCAACAUUGAGAACAAAGUGAAAAAAAAAAUGCAUCAACCAAAACAAAGAGAAUCAUGAUUUAAAAAGAAACUAAAAAACAAGUAUAGAAAGAGUGUACAGUGACUUUAGCACUGUAUUAACUAAAAUGGAUUUCUUCUUGGUUGUAGAAGAUAAAAGUCAAAUAAAAAGAGUACUUGUUAUGACUGAUAGGGUCAGUCAGAGCAAAAGCACUCUGUAAUCUUAGCAUUUUCAAAGCAUGCAGGUUUGGGGUCUGACCCUGCAUUGUGCUAAACACCCACUGCAGGUGCUGGGGGUUAGGCCCUUGAACAAAUGUAGGUAUCUUUUGUACAUGUCAUUCCUGGCUCUCGUGGUAAGUGUUUUACAGGCUUCUGAUGCCAAGGCCUGUGGCAGCUGGCAUCAGCAUGCGAGCUCCAUGCUUGGAUGGGCCUUGGCCUGGCUUCUUUUGCUGCCCGCGGGUGGGGGCAGCAGCGGAGGCCUCGGUGGUGAGGGUGGAAGGGAGAAAGAGCAGGAGAGGUCCCAGCAGUCAGGGCUGAGCCUCGCCAUGGCCUCACAGGGCCUACGCUUGUGUCGUGGGGGGUGGCAGGAUGCAGUGCUGUGCAAAACUGCAGUGUGCAAACCGCAGUGUGGGUCAGGUGUCCUACUGGCCUCAUUGUAAGUGCUACCAUAAGGGGAAAAAUGGGCCCAUGGGUUAAUCGCAGCAAAGCCAUUAGUUGGCAGAGCAGAUAAAACAAGCGUAGUGCUGAAAGUGGUUUGAAAAGUAUCUCAAGUCCAGUCAGCCAGGGCUGUAAUAAUAACCAAAUUUAUUCCUUAAAGCACUGAGGAGUAGAGGUAAGCUCAUACCUCAGAGGGGAUAAAUAAAUAAAAUUUAAAGCAAGGCAGCUCUCUGCACGCGCAGUGUCACGUACAAUGCACGAGGCUGUCUGUCACAAGGGGAUCGAAUCUCUGGAUUCGGCUUAGGACACUUUGGGUGUGAAGUGCGGGGCUCCACCGCCUCAUCAUGGGGCCAGUUCUGGCCGCCUCCCAGCAGCAGCCGCUGCCAUGAGCGGGUGAGUGAAAUACCGAGCUGCUCCCUGGCGUGAGGAAUGCCGUAUGCAUUGGGUGUUCCUGGUCUGCCAGGGAAUGGCAAUGAUGUAUAUUACAGCCCAUUACACUUUGCAUUGGGGUUUUGUAUGAUAUACUAGGCAUAAGAUUUUUGUAAUGAGAAAACAAAAUAGAAUUAAAGUAGUAGUUAGUUCAACGUAUCUAAUGUGUGAAAAAGCUGUUGAAAAGUAGAUUACAAUAAGUGUUUACCAGCAAGUCAGUAAAAAUAGUCCUUAUACACAUAUAAUUUAAUGUUCUAAAGAUAAUUUUAUAUUUACCCAAUAUGUAUUGUAUCUUUGAAUUUUAAGAAGCAUCCACUCCUUUCUGUAAACAUAAAAUAUGCCUAUGUUUCUUUUAACUCUACAACAUUUUUUUCUCUGAAUAAAUAUAUUAAAUUCUGUGCACAAAAUAGUACCGCUGCCUGCUAUUUAGCCUAUGGUGCCUUAGAGUUACUACAAAUAUUUAACAAAAUGUACAUAAUGUAAAUACUGCCAGAAGAUCACUAAGGCCAAAUAUUUUCUCUAUUCACUUUUUACUGCACUUGCUUUCUAUUGCUAUUUAAGCCUCUUUUAUCCAGAUUUGUAACAGUUAUAACAUUGUAGCCAAUGUAAAUGUUUACUUUCAAUAAAUCAGAAUUUGUUCAAUAA
Numida meleagris (helmeted guineafowl) is the source of this 8372-nucleotide messenger RNA. It is a transcript of the gene PARP8, whose product is annotated as poly(ADP-ribose) polymerase family member 8. Gene Ontology annotation, biological process: endoplasmic reticulum unfolded protein response. Gene Ontology annotation, molecular function: protein serine/threonine kinase activator activity; kinase binding; NAD+ poly-ADP-ribosyltransferase activity. Bases 471 to 3035 code for a protein of 854 amino acids. Gene Ontology annotation, cellular component: membrane; endoplasmic reticulum tubular network; nuclear envelope. The record is from RefSeq and is a predicted model, not a curated record. NCBI's taxonomy places the organism in Eukaryota, Metazoa, Chordata, Aves, Galliformes, Numididae. The transcript is spliced from 27 exons.